This is a messenger RNA of Amoebophrya sp. A120, 2112 nucleotides long. The record is from the annotation of a GenBank genome assembly. NCBI's taxonomy places the organism in Eukaryota, Dinophyceae, Syndiniales, Amoebophryaceae.
AGCCCAUGGUACGUACCGUAGGUCUUUUUUGUGUAGCAGAGACAUCAAAAGACAGCAACAUACUUUCAACACAUUUCGCACCUCUAGACGACACACGUGGAUAGCUUUUACAUGAUAUCAAACAUGAAAAAAGGUACUUAGGAAAGAUUUUUUGAAGUUGACGACAAAUGAAUCACGAUUACAGAAGAAGUAGAACGGAAUUUGAUAGUUUAGUACAGAAGUAGGACCAGUAGAAGUCGGUAAAAGUACUAGUUCCACCUACUCAUUGCGACGACCAAAAGCGGGCCAAUACUAGUUUUGGAGUUUGAGUUACAGAUAAAGAACCAACUACAACGUUAAGAGCUAUAGUUGCGGGACCUACAACAGGCAGUGACGUUGUACUAAGCUCCUCAUCAAGACGAGGACCCACAACUACAAGAAGCAUACAAGUCGUAAACUCCUAUGACGAUGCAGGGCGCCGGGCAUCCAAAUGCGGGGAGAAAAAAGGUUCUCCUGAAGGUGAUCAUCCUUGGCGACAGCGGCGUAGGGAAGACAUCACUCAUGAAUCAGUACGUCAACAAAAAAUUCUCCAACCAAUACAAAGCGACCAUCGGAGCGGAUUUUCUGACAAAGGACGUCAUAAUAGGUACUAGUACUUAAGCUUGUCUAACUGUUUCUCCUGCAUGAAUUCGUACAGUAGUACACUGUGGAUGAUGUUGAUUUCAUCGUGCUUUUUUCAGUGGUACCAAACUCACUUCUCAUGUCGAACAAGGAACAUACGAACUUUUCUUCAAAAAUUCUAUCAGAUGAAAAGUUCGUGACGAUGCAAAUAUGGGACACCGCCGGACAAGAACGAUUUCAGUCCCUUGGUGUCGCCUUCUACCGAGGCGCGGACUGCUGCGUCUUAGUCCACGAUUUGACGCAAUUUAAAUCCUUCGAGCACCUGGAGUCCUGGAGAGAAGAAUUCCUGGUCCAAGCAGCACCAAAAAACGCAGAAAACUUCCCGUUUGUCGUGCUCGGUAUUUUACAAAUUUGUUUAUUCCUGUGGAACGAACAAUUCUUGUUUAAGUUUAAGAUGGAGAGACUUUUGCAUGGUCUGGCGACAUUCUUGAGUGUCAAAGAAGUUGUCACGCGUGUUAUCGAAAGGUCGUCAAUGUUUGUGAUGCAAAAGUAAAACCAUUGUCAGGUAACAAGUCCGACCUGAACCCGCAUGUGACGAAGAACCACCUGAAGUCCUACAAGGAUUGGUGCCAGCAGAAGGGUAUCAACUGCAAACAUGUCUGGGUCUGCAAAUCUGUGAUGCUGAAUUGUACAUGACUGAAAUACUUCCCAGAGCAGCAAAGCAUGACAAGUUUUCCAGACACGCUCUUCUCAUGCGCAGUCCGCCUGAGAAACUGCGCUUUUGUAUGACAAGAGGAGGCGUCGUUUUGUUAGUUAUGCAACACAGAUUUUACAGGAAUGUCCAACGAGCAUUACAAGUUCAAUGUUUCCAGGCCCAGACAUAUUUGCACGGCAUAGAGGGUGAAAUUCCGCACUACAUGACCAGUGCCCGGGAAGCGACCAACGUCGAGGAAGCGUUUCGGGAAAUCGCGAGAAAAGCGCUGCAGCAGGAGGCGGCGGAGUCGAUUAGUUUAUCAAGUGCAAAAAUGUCUGGGUCUGGAAACUUGUGAUGCUGCGUUGGGAAUAGGGAAUGCUCUGUAAUGCACAGCCAAGCAUGAGAAAUAUCUGCGCUUCUUUGUGUUGCCUUUUUCGCAUGACAAACUGUGUUUUUGCAUGACAGGCAAAAGGGUCUCUUCUUGGAGACGCAUCACAAACUUUUUGGUCAUCCCAGACAAGCAUGACAAGUCUCGCAGUCUUCCAGACCCAAACAUAUUUGCAUUCGAUAUAGUUACGUCCCGGACAACACGCUGAUCAACUUGAACCAGCACGAACACCAGCGCAUGGCCGGACCGCCGCCGGGCGCGGAUAUGAACUGCAAAAGUAUCGUACUCGUAGUAUUGCAACACAAAUUACCUCAGCAUGACAAAGAGAGUUUGUCAUGCUGAUUUAGCUAGAAAAUGACAUUUGUCUUGCAUGAUUGCGAUUAGUACGAGUACGAUGCUUUUGCACAGGAUAGCGGACUGCGCUUGCUGA